Pyrus x bretschneideri (Chinese white pear) is the source of this 3008-nucleotide messenger RNA. RefSeq names its product cysteine-rich receptor-like protein kinase 26. The record is from RefSeq and is a predicted model, not a curated record. Gene Ontology annotation, molecular function: ATP binding; protein kinase activity. NCBI's taxonomy places the organism in Eukaryota, Viridiplantae, Streptophyta, Magnoliopsida, Rosales, Rosaceae. Gene Ontology annotation, biological process: protein phosphorylation.
CUCUCAACCUCUCCACCGAAUCUUUGUUUUCGUACCGUGCGACAAUUUGAGCCUUCAGGGGCCUAAGCAAAUAACACGAAGUAGCUUCCUCCAUUGCAGAAGAUAAGUGAGUAGCCAUGGGCAAGCUGGCCAAGUUGAAUUCCAAGUCCAACAAAAGGAAAACCUCCAAGACGAAGGAGAUAUUAUCAAUUUGGAAUUGGCCAAUAUUGUACGACAAGCACAAAAACAAAUGAUCAAUACUGUACGACAAGCACAAAAACAAAAUCAUCAUCAGAGGCAAUAAUGGAGUUAAUGUCAAGGUGGUCCCUACAUUCUUUGUAGUUUUCCCAAUUCAAAAUUCUAAACUGGGGUAGGUCGAUGUGGGUUUGAUCAGCUGGUGAGGGCAAUAUAUGCCAUCCUUUUAUGCUCGAGUUUGAAUCAUCUUCUCCUGACUUAGAAUAGGAUAUAGGAAUACCACCCGAGUGGCUUGAUGGUUAGCGAAGCAGUUGCAUCGUGCUAGUUGGUGGUCUAUUAAACCAAGAAUUGGAGACAAGUUGAUUACUAUAACAAUAUUAUGAAGUACUACAUUUAACUGUAACAACGGAAAUGGAUUCCUCAAGAUUGCUAAUUCUCUUCAUUGUUCCCGUUCUCUUGGGCCUUCUUGCACCCGCCGGAGCCCAAGUUAAUGACGCUACAUGCACUUAUACAGCUGACUUCUGCUGGAGAUGUUCCAACAUUGGCACCUACGAAGACGGUGGCACCUACCAAAAAAACCUCAACACCCUCCUCUCCUCUUUCUCUUCCAACAAUCAAACCAAUUCCGGCUUUUACAAUUCAUCAAUGGGGCAAGACCCCGACAAAGUGAACGCAAUUGCAUUGUGCAGAGGAGAUGUGUCCCUCAACAACUGUCACACUUGUGUCAAUCAGUCUAGUCCCUUUCUCUUCACGAAUUGUUCGAAUGAAGAUGAAGCAAUCGUAUGGGCGGAGCGUUGCAUGGUCCGAUACUCGAGCAAAUUAAUAUUUGGUAUUCAGGAGGAUGAGCCUAUUAAGUAUGUGCCUAGCCUGACUGACGCAAUUGAUCCCCAGAAAUUCGAUUUGGUGCUCAAUCUCUUUUUGGAUACUUUGACUGAGAAAGCUGCUUCAGGGGAUUCUCUUAAAAAAUAUGCAGCCGGACAUACGAUUAUGCAGGAAAGUACGACAAACCAAACAAUAUAUGCACUUGUGCAGUGCACCCCAGAUUUGGAUAAGCAAAAUUGCAGUGAUUGCCUUAAAGGGGCUAUCUCAAAAAUACCAGAUUGUUGUGGUGGAAAGCAAGGAGGCAGAGUUCUUAAGCCGAGUUGUAAUUUGAGAUUCGAGGCAACUCUUUUCUACGAGCCCACUGCCGAUUCUCUAGUCACUCUCCCAUCUGUAAAAGGAAAGAAGAGUAAGAUAUCAAAAGCAGUCAUCAUCAUCAUCGCCGUUGUUGGGGUUGUUUUUGUCGCUAUGAUUCUUAUCGGAAUAUUGAUUUCCUUAAGAGUGAGGAGACGAUGGAGUAAACAAAAACUUGAAAAUGAUAAUUCGAUUGACAGUAGUCUGGUGGAGUCGUUGCAAUAUGACUUUGAAACUAUAAAAUCAGCAACUGAUGACUUCUCUGAUGCAAAUAAGCUUGGACAAGGUGGAUUCGGAGCUGUCUACAAGGGUAGGCUACCAAAUGGAAGAAAUAUAGCCGUGAAAAGACUCUCUAAAAAUUCUGAGCAAGGUGAUCGUGAAUUUAAAACUGAAGUCACGUUAGUUGCUCAACUGCAACACCGUAAUCUGGUAAGGCUGCUAGGUUUUUGCUUGAAAGCAGGAGAAAGAAUCCUCAUUUACGAAUACGUGCCUAACACAAGUCUUAAUCACUUCAUUUUCGAUCCAGUCAAUCGUGGACAUUUGAAUUGGGAAACACGUUACAAAAUCAUAGGAGGGAUUUCUCGAGGGCUUCUUUACCUUCAUGAAGAUUCUCGUCUUCGAAUCAUUCACCGUGAUCUUAAACCUAGCAACAUUUUGUUAGAUGAAGAUAUGAAUCCUAAAAUUGCAGACUUUGGCAUGGCUCGAUUGUUUACGAUGGAUCAAACUCAAGGAGAUACUAAGACAAUUGUGGGGACCUAUGGAUAUAUGGCUCCAGAGUAUGCAAUUCAUGGACGUUUUUCUGUCAAAUCGGAUGUUUUUAGUUUCGGUGUGUUAGUUCUUGAGAUCUUAAGUGGUAGAAGAUUACCAGUUUCCGAAAGUGAGAAUGAUGAGGACCUUUUAACCUAUGCAUGGAGAAACUGGAAGGAGGAUACGGUGUCAAAUAUCAUAGAUCCUGUGUUAGCGACAGGAUUAGGAACCGAAAUAAUGAGAUGCAUCCACAUCGGUUUACUUUGCGUCCAAGAAAAUGUGGCUAGCAGACCAACCAUGGCUUCAAUUGUUUCGAUGCUUAAUAGUCAUUCUGUCACACUCUCAAUACCUUCAAAGCCUGCAUAUUAUUUGCAUAAUAGUGAAAAAGACACCACGGAAGGAACAAAAUCAUAUGAAUCUAAAAAUUCUGCGGAUGUGUCGAUAAAUGAGGACUCAAACAUUACUGAGCCAUAUCCUCGUUAGUGGGGCUGAUUAUAAAUGUAGGUUUUCUGGUUUGUUUUUAAGCGCAAGUUUGUUAUAAGACAGGUAGUGUUAUGUGUACUUAGAACACCGUCACGUGAUCUGAUCCAUGAUCCAUAGAAUCUGUCCAGAGUUACGUGCACAAAAGAACAAAUGUUUUUGUCAAAUAAGAAAAAGAAAGAAACGACCAACUGCAGCUGAAGUUUAAAUUUUCACAGAUUGCAUUGAUCAUAGAAAGACAUGUGAGAAGCAUCCUUGAUGGUCUGUUUGCCAGCGAGGGCCUUGAUGCCAGGGUUUUUAUUCCCUCUCUUUUGAAAGUAUUGUUUCGUUGAAAGUUGCAAGCUUUGACUCCCUUUUAUUAUAUGAAUUGUAUCCUCGCGUGUAAUAUUUAUACAUGUUGUGUGUUGGAAUAGAUAUAUAAUUUCCAUAGAAAA